Strongylocentrotus purpuratus (purple sea urchin) is the source of this 450-nucleotide messenger RNA. RefSeq lists its product as uncharacterized. The record is from RefSeq and is a predicted model, not a curated record. Gene Ontology annotation, molecular function: S-adenosylmethionine-dependent methyltransferase activity. The transcript is spliced from 4 exons. Bases 1 to 450 code for a protein of 149 amino acids. Lineage: Eukaryota; Metazoa; Echinodermata; Echinoidea; Camarodonta; Strongylocentrotidae.
AUGAUUCAUUGGAACAGACCUGUUGGUAGAGCUGAGGAUUUACCAACGCCAGAUUCCUCGGUGGACCUCAUUACAUCAGCCACCGCUAGUCAUUACUUCGACUGGACUGAGUUCAGGAAGGAAGUCAAUCGCGUCCUCAAACCUAACGGAUGCCUGGCUGUCUUAGCUUUCGACAUCAUUUACAUCGAUCAUCCUGAUGACGUCAUCAUGAAGAAACUGAAUGAUUGCAUCGACUCAUAUCUUGACUAUACGAACAACCGAGAUCUGAAGGCUAGCACACCAGUUGGCUAUCAGCAUAUGAAGGAGAAAUACACCACUCUACAACUGCCGUUUGCUGACCAAAAAAGCAUCAUGACAAUCCUAGGAGGAGGAGAUCCUGAUGUCACCAUGGUUACAUCAUGGAUGCCUAUCUUUAUACGAUUUGCAAGAAAACCUGGCACUAACCUCUGA